CUUCACUACAACGUCCACGAGGACCGAAAUUUCGCUCGUUCGACCUUUAUUUUCUGGAGAAUAAUGUCUUCGACACUGACGGACUACAUUGAAACGCAAGACAGUCUUCUUAGGGAAGCUGCUGAGGCGCUGCCUCACCAGUUCAACCGUUGCACGUACCCACUUGGCUCCAUCAGGCAACCUGUGUACCUCUGCCUUACAUGUGCUUUGCCCCGUGGUAUCUGUGCAGCUUGUUCCGUCGCCUGUCAUACCGAUCAUGAGCAAGUAGAAUUAUUUCCGAAGCGCGACUUCCGCUGUGAUUGUCCUACCUCGGCUCUGCAGCACCCGUGUACACUCCAUACCACACCACAAGAAGAAAACACGACCAACCAUUACGGGCAGAAUUUCGAAGGAGUAUUUUGUCGUUGUGGCAGACCAUAUGACCCAAACACUGAGAAGGAGACGAUGAUACAAUGCUUAGCAUGCGAAGAUUGGUUUCACGAGUCGUGUUGCAAUCUACGAGAACGUCCUGAUGCGGAAACUCCAGUGUCGAUAAACGAGACACAGCCCCAGGCAGAUUCGCGGCCACAGAACGACGAUAUCGACGAUGGCGCAUCGGACGCGUCGUCCUCGGAUCUUCCGCCGCCCCUCAUACGCGCCUCCGACUACGACAGUUUCGUUUGUGCGUCUUGCGUCAGGAAGAUACCUACCCUCAUCCGAUAUGCUGGAACCUAUGGCUAUCUUGUCGUUGUCAGAGACGAAGUCUCUGCACCGUGGAGAGUUAUCGGAUCGACUGAAGGUGAGACUACUGACGUUGAUAUAUCCACUGGGUCGAAGCGCGCGCUUUCCCCUUCCGCUGAAGGACCUGAAGCCAAGCGUACUCGCACCGAGGCAUCAAAUUCAAAGCCUCUGUGUCUAGUGCCUCCUAUCAACUCAGUCGCGCAACGUGUACUUGCGGCAUCAGACUCUGCCCUUGGAACAGGCGACAUAUUUCUCACCGAGGACUUCAGAGGCCGGUGGUGUUGUUGUUCAUCGUGCCUUCCUUCCCUUGAAGCCAACAAGUUCCUUCUCCAAGAGGAAGAGACAUAUGAGCCCCCUGAUGAUCCUGAUUCAGGUCUCUCCCUUGAAGAACUGGGUAUCAGAGCCCUUUCACGCAUCCCCCGAGAAAGAGCUAUUGAUGGUAUACACGCUUUUAACGCCAUGCGCGACGAUCUGCUAAAAUACCUCCGUCCCUUUGCCCAAGAAGGAAAGGUCGUGGGUGAGGUAGAUGUCAGGGCCUUUUUUAACAGGUUGCAGGAGGAGAACGCGCUUGGUAUAGCACGAUCGUAA
Messenger RNA from Desarmillaria tabescens, 1308 nucleotides. RefSeq lists its product as uncharacterized. Lineage: Eukaryota; Fungi; Basidiomycota; Agaricomycetes; Agaricales; Physalacriaceae. Gene Ontology annotation, molecular function: ubiquitin protein ligase activity; zinc ion binding. Bases 64 to 1308 code for a protein of 414 amino acids. The transcript has 7 exons. Gene Ontology annotation, cellular component: cytoplasm. The record is from RefSeq and is a predicted model, not a curated record.